CUGCGAACGGCGAUACGCGAUGAGGAUUACGAAGAAGCGGCGAGACUGAGAGAUUUGAUCGAUAGCAUAUCCCGAGACGCCGCGCGCGCGGUGCAAGACGCGAACGAGGGUUUUUACAGAGCGUUUCGCGACGCCAGCGUCUCGGCGAUGCGCGCGGUUUGGGCCGAGGGCGCGCACGUGCAGUGUCUCCAUCCCGGUUCCGCCGUCGUCUCCGGCGCGCGCGACGUGUUGGAAUCGUGGGAAAUCAUCUUCGCGAGCAUGCCCGACGGCGGUGCGGACGUGCAGUGCGCCGACGUUCGCGUGCACGCGGGCGACGGUUGGGGGUUCGCCACGUGCGUCGAGCGCGUCUCCGGCGGCGCCUCGCUCGCCGCGACGAACGUCUUCGAGCGUCAGCUCGACGGUUCGUGGCGCAUGGUCUUACACCAGGCG
Molecule: messenger RNA, 429 nt
Organism: Ostreococcus lucimarinus CCE9901
Lineage: Eukaryota; Viridiplantae; Chlorophyta; Mamiellophyceae; Mamiellales; Bathycoccaceae
Exons: 1
Molecular function (GO): protein binding
Source: RefSeq, a predicted model, not a curated record